Molecule: messenger RNA, 1286 nt
Organism: Trichogramma pretiosum
Lineage: Eukaryota; Metazoa; Arthropoda; Insecta; Hymenoptera; Trichogrammatidae
Product: speckle-type POZ protein-like
Exons: 1
Coding region: 208-1215 (335 amino acids)
Biological process (GO): regulation of proteolysis; proteasome-mediated ubiquitin-dependent protein catabolic process
Cellular component (GO): cytoplasm; nucleus
Molecular function (GO): ubiquitin protein ligase binding
Source: RefSeq, a predicted model, not a curated record
CUGCUAUCGUUCCACAUAGCGUUCUCGGGCCGAUCGAUCGUUUAUCCAGGGAAAACGCGAGAACGAGGUUCAGAUCGCUUAUCGUACCCUAAUCAACACAACGAGUACGUUACUCGCUUGAUUCGCAAUUUCGAACCGCGUGAUCUUUAUCGAUAGCUAAAAAGCGAAAAUAACGGGAUAUUUUGUAAAAAUUGAUAUCGGUUCGAAAUGGCAGGGAUCGUAAGCAACGCUUAUACCCGAGUGACAGCGUCGAAGAGCGAAUUCAAUUGGAAAAUUGAUAAUUACAGCAAUCUGAACAAAAAACCAAAGGAGUUCUUGAAGUCGCCGGAAUUCAAAGUUGACGAAAGCGAAAAUUUGUUCUACCUAGAAUUGUAUCCAUCGGGAUUCCAGCCGGACUCGUCGGGACAAUACAAAUUCGCCGACAUAUUCUUGUGUCAAGUUCGCGGCGAAGCGCUCGAGUGUCGUUGCCAGAUUCUGUUUUGGGGCGACGGCGAGCCCGCCGUAAUCGUGAAGCCGGGCAUGUGUUCGUUCGACGCCGACUCAAAAAAAUUUUUGAUCCCCAAAGUUUUCCCGAUAGACGAAACGAGCGCAGUGUUGGUCAAGGACUACAUGGAACUCCGCCUCGACGUUACCAUCUUCACCAACGAGUGCGAGUCGUCGGUGAACGUCUCAAUCGAUAUAAGCUCCGACGAGAGCCCGCGAUUGGACUGCAGCAGAUUAUUUUUGACCAAACACUUGAGCGACAUGAGUUUCCGAUCCAAGUGCGGAAAACUCGUGGCAGCUCACAAAGCCAUUGUGGCCUCGGCGAGUCAAGUAUUUGCAAAAAGGCUCGUCCAAAACGAGCUGGAAAACAAUGUUUAUAUAACGGUCUUCGAGUACGAGACUCUCAUCGAAAUGUUGCGGUACAUUUACACGGGUCAGCCGAAAGAGACAAUUUCCACCCAUGUCAUUUGUAAUCUCGUGGAAGCAGCCGACACUUACGCCAUGAAAGGAUUGAAGAGUAAGUGUGAAAAGAUGCUGAUCUCCAGUUUAACAACCGAAAAUGCAAUAAGCGUACAUAAAACGGCUUAUUUACACGAUUGUACUCAUUUGUUAGAAAAAGUUAAAGAAUUUAUCAAGUUUCGUAGCCAGGAAAUUACUGAAUCAGAUGAAAUGUACGGGUUACUGGGUGAUUGUAUGGAGGUUGAUUUAAUUAAAUCAAUGUUAAAAAAGUAGUUAGACAGAAAGAACAUAUUUUAUGAGUGUAUUUAAUUAUUUAUGGUUAUUUCAAACUUUGUUAUUUAAUU